CAACGAAAGAUGACAUCUCCCGGAAGAUCGAUAUCAUACGGAAAAAGCCGGAAAUAAUAAAAUGGUCGCCUUGUCAAAAAAACAAUCAAAAUAAAUAACCAUUAUCAGACUUUAGCUCCAGUUAAAAGGCAGUAAAUGUGAUGGGGUAGAAGAAAGAAUAUGGGGGACAGAACUUUGGGUGCAGCAAGGAAAAUUUCUGUCACGCUAAGGCCAAGAUCUGCAUCUAAGAACCAGAAACCAACUCGCAGGAGAACGACUCCAACAUCUAAUGCUGUGAUAUUUGCUGAUCCAGCAAAACAUCAUGCAUCUACCAGUUUUCCUCUGUUUUCAAACAACUUGGUGGCCAAAAAACCACCUGUACCACAACUAACUACAGGCACAUCAGAUUCAACCAAGAGUAAACAGUCCCUGUCAGUAAGCCAUGCUUCUAAAGCCAGGCUUACUAAAAGGGGGCAGGUCUCCCCUACCCCAGUAGAACAGGUAACAUCCAAAUCUGAUAUCAACAAUGUGCGAGUAUCAGUUAACCCAGUUGCGCCUGACAAAAUGUCCACCCAAGCCCCAGAUGUAGUACAAGUAGGCAGUGUUAGUACACGGGAAGGCACACCAGAGGAGGUUCUGUCAGAGGUGACCACACCCACCACUGAUGUGAGGCAGCAUCUUGAUGUGUUUCCCUUCCAGACCUUGCCUGUGGACUGCAAACUGAAAAUCUUCACCUUCCUUUCCAGUCAUGAUAAAGGAAGAUGUGCGCAGGUGUGCCAUGACUGGUGGUCGUUGAUGCAGACCCCAGGCCUGUGGUCUCAUGUCUCCUUCAGCAACUUCCCGUUCUGGUGUAUCACAGGAGAGGAACAUAACUGUCUCGGAAACUGCUACAUCCGCUACCGAGUCAGGGUAAAACAGUUCCUUGCUUUCCUCAAAGACCUUCGACCAAUAUUGAGAAGUAUUGAGUUCAAGUUUGACAUUGGAGAGCCAGUGGAUGGCUUCCUAGCACCACUGGAAAAUUUCAUUGAUAAAGCCAAUACAAAGGAGCUGAAGUAUGCUAGCAUGAACUGGAAGGAGACACCAUCUAGACCAUUUUGGACUGAUAAAAACAUGGGCUGUCAGGAUGUGAUGUACAAGCACAGACUGAGGCAGAGAAAGUUUGUGACAUUCUUUGAUCUCUUCACGCAGCAGUGCCCUAAGGUUGAGACUCUGGUCAUGCCGUUUGACUGGUCUGACCCGAGUGUGGACAGUUUGCUCAGGUUAAAAAACUUACGUAGCCUUGUUCUGGAGAAGUAUUUUGUCUUUCAGAAACUAUGUCAAGAUCUCAUUGAUAAGUUGUUGAUUGGACUAACCUGCUUGAAGCAGUUGAUGCUGGAGGUUUGGACUCCUAGUGGACAUGGUCUUGUGUUCUUCUCCCUCGUUUCAAAGUCUCUUGAGUAUUUGGACAUUUCACAAAGUCGUGGAUUCUACCUUAAUGCGGUGCACCUACCAAAGAUUAAAGUGUUCCGAGUUGCUCGCCAUCCCUGGAACGGCCCACUCGUAAUUGCUGAUCGGGUCAAUGUACCAUGUAUCUAUGAUGUUCUAGCGGAGGGUGCCCCGGGGCUGGAGAAGAUCAACGAACACUACCUGGAGGCCACCUGGCGACAAGAAAAGUACCAGAAGCUUGAGGAAGUCCUGAAAAGCGUAUGCUCUUGCAAGAAACAUAAGUCAGGCUGGGCCAUGUAAUCGAAUGACUUUUCAAACUUGGACAUUUAUGGUUAAAUAUCAAUGCAGAGUAGUGUCAGACAUCUUUUUUUUCUGUUUAAUUAUUUUAUUAAUUUAUUUUAUUUAAAUUCUGUAACAAAAGAGAUGAGGCAAUGUUGAUUGUAACCAUCCCACUUAGUGUAUAAUCACUAUUUGUUUUGGAUCAAAAUCUUGUUUUUAAUUCAGUUUUGCAUUACUUUUUUUUGUAUUUUUUACGAUUUCAUACUGCAUUUUUAUGAUUUCGAAGUGAUUUUUUUAGAUCAACACCAAGUACGAACUUUGUUAUGUCACAUAGCCUUUCAAAUUUCUGGGAACAGUUUCAUGAAUCAUAGGACUAGGAGCAAUCUUUUACCUAGAAAGGAUUAUCAUCAGAGCAUUAAUACUGUUGAACAACUACAAGGUAGAAAAUUGCUUCUAGGAUACUUAAUGAAAAGCUUCCCUGUUUAGAAAUAAGUUUUAGAAAAUAUAUGGUCUAGCCUGCCAACGAUUAUUGUGUGAGAGCAAGUUGUGGUAAAACUAGGUACGAAAGAAGUCGUUCUUGUAUUUAAUGACAGAAUUUGUUUACAGAUGGAUUGUAAUGUAAUAUUCAAAGUUAUUUGUAGAACAUUCUUUAAAUGAUCAAUGCUUAUAAGACUAGUGUAAUAAUUAUAAUUCCUCCUUUCAAUGACACUAUAUGUAUAUAUAUAUUUGUUAAACAUUUGGUGCAAGGUAAUUUAUAUGAGAUAAAUUAGUUUUUGUUUAGUAGUCUUUUAUUUUUUGUCUUUUUUUUAAAUUUGUUUUGGAAAGUUUCAACUUGAGUCUAAAAUUAUCUUAAUUUACUCAGACAAUGACACAUUCACAUGCUAUUUAGCACAUAUUAUAAUUACUAGAUGUUUGAAUAGAUCCCUCUCUUUAUUACCCAUUUUUUUUUGUAAUUUAUGAACAUAAUACAAUUAAUCACUUCAGGCAUGUCACAACUAUUCGACCUCUUUUUUGGAUAUUUCUUUUUCAUUCUUAAAGGUUUUGAGAGAACAUUAAUGCUGAUAUAACAGCAUUCUUUAGGAAAGGGAAGCCUGCUGUUUUUAUAUAUAUUAAUUGUUUUUACACCUACAUGUAAGUAAUGAUUAUUGUGCUGUACAUUAUGAUUGAAAAAUGGCCAUGAAAAAUGUUGUGAUAUUUUUGUCUGGUCAUGUUGACCUGUGUGUGAUAUUUGUUUUUUAUUUUUAUUUGUUACGGUCUUAAAGCUUCUUGUAUCUUGGAAAAAUAAGAAUAAGCAUAACUAUCAUGCAUUUCUAUUCAAGAAAAUCAAUAAAUCAAUGUAUGAAACUGAAUGCCUUGUAAAACCAUGAUUCCAAAAAUUAGAAAACAAAACCAACGACACAUUCAUCACAUUUAAGCAAUGCUUAGUUGAUGAUUAUGUAAAUACUUGGUAAAUCUUUGUUUUUAGGGUUUCUGAAAUUUGAAACAACAAAAUGGAUGUUUAAGAUUCAAAGAUUGUUUAAACAGUUAAAAAAGUGAUAUAAACUGCAAUAUAUGUACAACAGAAAUUGUACCAAUACUGAUAGAAGAUCUCAACAUGUUUUGAAUAUGAAACCUUUUCAGCUUCAAAAGAAAAAAAGUCAAGUUAUUAUGAUAGCCUUGGUGUCAUGGUCAACUGCAUUGUUAUGCAAAAACUAACCUUGCUAUAUAACUAAAACAGAGUUAAAGAUAUUCACCCGAAACUUGGUAGACAUGUUGUUAGAGACAAUUAACACAAUCAUCAUCAUGUACAGCAACGUCCAUAACUUGGGCGUUAUUAAUUGACGAGUCAUUCCCCAAAUGGAAAAAAAGACUGGCGUUCCUGUUAUAUGAAACUGCUCUUUUUAACUCUUGUUGACUUAUAACAUCCUUUGUUAUUCUUGAUAUAACCAUUGUGCUGUGAAUACUGCUUACUGAAGGCCGUUAACCUUGCAGUUGCUCUGGUAAAAUGAUGAUUGUUUGGCAUGUAUGGGAUGGCUUACACUUCCAUUUAGGGCAACUAUGAUGGACAAUAUGUUUUAUUUCUUUGAUAAACAACACAGUUUGGUAUGAAAUCCGAUAGCGAACUAGAUAUUUGUCUUGAUUUACUCAUAAAAGCAAAUUAAUCUGUACAUCUUAGCAUUAUCUUUAUAGUUCACCAACUGAUUCGUCUACUAAAAUGUUGGGAAAAUGACUCUAUAAAAAAUGGUGUUGUGGUGAUAGCUAAACAUUGCAUUGCUACUGUUAUUCUACCAGAACUACUUCAUUGCCCUCGACCUCAGAAUAAUGCUGUAUAAAAUCAUGUAUUUUUGUAAUACCUUAAUAAUUAUAUAUUGUGUAUGACAAGAUAACAGGGAUAUAGUGACUGUGGAAUAGGGCAGAUUGAUUUGACAAUGAUAUGACUGUGAUUGCUCAUGGAACUCCAAUGCCUUCCUCUGAAAGUUGUCAUAAAGAGAGUGUUUGGAACCGCUUGUUGCUGGCAUUAUAGUGCUUGAGAAUGUUUUUAAAUUAUGGUCAUGAAUCAUUAACCGGCUCUGUCGUCUAAAGUUGGUUGUACUUUAGAAAGGCAUGCACAGAUUGUACUAAUGAAAGGCAUGGCUCACAGACAUCAGUUUAAUUCAUUAUUACUGCAGAUUUUUCACUGGCAUAGUAUUUACUAAUGAAUGUAUUGACCGGUAGCCACUUAUUACCAACUCUUGAUUACUCAGUAAUGCAUUGAUUAUACAUCUACAGUGUUUAUGUUCAAGAGGUAAAAGUCUUUGUUCAUGAGAAUCUGGGGCUGAAAAUUAAGUUCAAAUAAAUUGGUUGCAUAAUUCAUUUUGUUAUGUAAUUUUCUAAUGGUCUGUUGAGCCAGCACCUGUAAUAUAUUUAACAAGUUAUUUUUCUGUUCUUGUUAUUGACAGUUAAUGUUAUUUGCUAGUCGAAUUGUGGAAAGAAUUCAAGCAUUACUUAAUAAUGUUAGUUCAUAGUGUGUUUUUUUGUACUUUUUCUAUGUAAAUGCCUAUUAACAUCACAUUAUUCUGUUGUUUUUCGCUCUGGCUAUACUUUGAACUAAAAACAUGUAUUCGCAUGUAUUAGAAGUAUUUAUUAGCUUUUCUAAUGGUGUGAAUAAUGUCUUCAUACUGCAUUACCUGAAUUGUAUUGAGCUUGUUUACAAGCAUGUAUAAACUUAAAAAAAUAAUAAUCUCUAAACAGCUGGUACAUGCAAAACCCUACCAGUACAAUGCUGUAUAGAAGUACUUUAAUGACGGACCAUAAAAAUUAUCUGUUUGUGUGUUUAGUGAUUUUUGCCAUAACUGGACAUUUUUUUGUUGACUUUUCGUGAUGUUGUAUGGGCCAUAGCAAUGCACUUUCCUUUUACACAGUUUUCUGAUGGAACAGAAGUUUUCACAGGGGACAGAAGCAAAUUAUUUUGCAUGUUUUCUGAACAUAAACCUGACGAAAACAUUAAAAUAAUACUUUGCUUUUGCCCUCUGUGGAAGAGUUGUAACAUUUGAUAUGAUGUAAAUAUCGUUCAGUUUUGAAAAUAUAUCUGUUUAAUUUUUAAAAUCAUGUCAUUUUGUCUGUAUCAUGUUAAAACAACCAUAUGAUGCUUACAGCACUGAUUAAAAAAAUGUCUGUAUACGUCAAAUAUUUCUUGAUAGUUGAUUUUAAAGGAGUUAUUCAAUUAUCAUAAAAUUAUAAUUGCUCAUAUCAUUUCCAACGAUAUUCUCAGUUCUGGUUUUGGCAAAAUGAUUUUGGUUGUACAUGUUCCAUAAUUUAUCAAACCUCUACCAUUGUCAUUGUUAAUUCUUAGGUUUUUUUUAUGAGUUAAUACCUUUUGUACCAUAUUAUCUUUGUAGAACAGUUAGUAAAUGAGUCAGUGAUUUUAGAAGGAAUAAAGAUCAAGUAAUGUUUUGCUGCUAAGCGAUUAUUGGUAAUUGUAUGAUUGUAUAAUCACAACAGUAUUGCUAUUUGUUAAGAAUAAAAUAGGGAAAAUUCAA
Mya arenaria is the source of this 5681-nucleotide messenger RNA. RefSeq lists its product as uncharacterized. Gene Ontology annotation, cellular component: SCF ubiquitin ligase complex. Bases 160 to 1704 code for a protein of 514 amino acids. Gene Ontology annotation, molecular function: protein binding. Gene Ontology annotation, biological process: protein polyubiquitination; SCF-dependent proteasomal ubiquitin-dependent protein catabolic process. NCBI's taxonomy places the organism in Eukaryota, Metazoa, Mollusca, Bivalvia, Myida, Myidae. The record is from RefSeq and is a predicted model, not a curated record. The transcript has 3 exons.